Molecule: messenger RNA, 2489 nt
Organism: Zerene cesonia (dogface butterfly)
Lineage: Eukaryota; Metazoa; Arthropoda; Insecta; Lepidoptera; Pieridae
Product: zinc finger protein 25-like
Exons: 5
Coding region: 166-1953 (595 amino acids)
Biological process (GO): regulation of transcription by RNA polymerase II
Cellular component (GO): nucleus
Molecular function (GO): zinc ion binding; RNA polymerase II transcription regulatory region sequence-specific DNA binding; DNA-binding transcription factor activity, RNA polymerase II-specific
Source: RefSeq, a predicted model, not a curated record
CCCAUCCGUCAAGUGAAGCGAGCUUUGUUUAUGGGAGUCGGAGAAUCAGACGAAAUAUUUUUAAAAGCUUUUUUCGCGUAAUACUAUAAAAGCAAUAAUAUUCAUCUAAGAAAUAAUGUUCAGUUGAAGCUUGCACAGUUGUUUAGAUAAGUAAGUGUGUUCAUUAUGGCGCUAAUAAAAAGUAACGGCCCCUUAAUUGACCCAGCGCUCUGUCGGUGUUGUAGGGCUAUAAAAAAAUGUAGAAUUCUAACAGCUGAAUAUACUUGGAUGGAAAAGAAAGAAGUUUACGCAGACAUGGUAAUGGAUUGCUUCGGUAUCUUACUGUCCCACGUGGACGGUGAUGAGAAAGACUCCGGCGUGUGCGCGACGUGCGUGGUGCGGUUGCGCGACGCGUGCGCGUUCCGACAGCAGGUGCUGCAGUGCGAGGAGCUGUUCCUUAGCGCGAAACUCGAGGACAAGGAAGAAUUGAAGAAGACAGAUGAUGCUGUCGAGUUUGAACUAAAAACGGAACCAAAGGAUGACUGCAGCGAGCACAACUCCGACGCUGGACAGGACUUAAUGCAGUUACCGCAGUUGCCAACGGAUUUACCAGAUGAAGUGAAACCGCCAAAGAAAGAGGACGACGAUAAAACUAAAUCGGACACUAUCAACGAUGCAGCGAAGGUUAACGAUUCGCUAGACGACGACUAUAACGACGCUGAUUACAAGGAUGACGCGCAUUUCACCGAUUCGUCGUCGAAUUCCGACAAGCCCAUCAAGCGGCCGAAGAAGUUGGGACGGAAGGCGAAGACCAGUAAGAGCGGGGCGAAGAAGAAAGUGCAGAAGAAAAUGAAAGUUAAGAAGAAAGAAUCAAAGAAGAUGGAACUGAAGAAACCGCCAGUAGAGAAGAAGAACACACACGACAGAGAUCUUGACUGCAUGUCCGAGGAGAAUCUGCUGACAAUCAUACAGUAUUCCUACGUCUGCCCCUUCAAGAACAGACGGAACAACUACUAUUGCUUCUACUGCAAGGACUACUACCCGAAACCAGAAGAUCUGAGGGACCACACGGUGUCCCACGACACGAAACCCUUCCAACUGUUAAUGGGCUACAAGAAAAUGCCGAAAAUUGACAUCACAAGGAUCGACUGCCGGCUCUGUACCGCAAAAAUCAACGAUCUGGAGACGUUCAAGCGCCACAUCGACCAGGACCACGGGAAGAAGAUCUACUUCGAGGCGCCGGACAAAAUGCUACUGUACAGGCUGACCUGGAACGACCUGGUGUGCGUUAUGUGCAGCGACGUGUUCGAGGACUUCAACACCCUGAACACCCACAUGGUGGAGCACUUCAGCAACUUUACGUGCGACAUUUGCGGCAUGUGCUUCCUGGAGAAGGCCCGGCUGGACGCCCACCUGAAGCGGCACAAGGACGACGAGCGGCACACGUGCGAGGUGUGCGGCAAAGUGUUCAAGUCCAACCACUACAAGGACAUGCACGUGGACAUAGUGCACAAGAAGAUAGCGAUUAUACGCUGUCCGCGCUGCGACGAGUGCUUCAUGUCGUACGCGCUGAAGAACAAGCACUUGACGGAGGCGCACGGCCAGAAGCGGACGUACCCGUGCAACCUGUGCGACAAAGUGUACAACAGGCAGAAGACGCUGACGGAGCACCAGAGGCGGAACCACCAGAAGGUGCUGAAGCACCAGUGCGAGUACUGCGACCAGCGGUUCUACCUGCCGUCCAGGUUAAAGGAGCACAUGGCGACGCACACCGGCGAAAGGAAUUUCCGAUGCGAAUACUGCGAUAAGAGCUACCCGAGGCUGAAGAGCUUACAGUACCACAUAAGGACGCAUACGAAUGACAGGCGAUACAGGUGCCACAUAUGCGGGCAGGCGUUCAUACAGAAUGCGAGUCUGAAGUCGCAUAUAAAGAGCCACCAUCCGGAGUGUGAUAUAGAAGGUUGUUAUUUUUGAGGGAUAAUUCAGUGGAGUGCUUCUUGAAGUUGGUGGAGCUGGGGUGUUGAGUGAUUUGGGGAAAUUUUGUCUAGGAAUAUAUAUAAGGCAAGUGAAGUGUUCAAGUUGGGUGCAUUGAAAUUAUUACAUUUAUCAAAGUGCAUACAGACCGGGAUUUAAUGUCUCAUUUCGCAUAAUGAACGAACAUAUUUAAAUUGUGUUACACAGUUUUACUAGGUAUUAUUACAAGAGGCUAAACUGCUAUCCUUGUCAAUAUCCUAAAUGUAAGCGUGCUUUAAUUCAUGAUCAAAUUAAGUGUAACAUUUUAUAAAACGGAUGCAGAAACAAAAAUCACUGGCCAGUUUAGUGGACAAUGAUUUUAAAUCGAUCAUUCUGAAGAUCCAGAUGUGUCAAUCAAUUUAAAUGCAUAUGUGGCAACCCUGUUGUGUUCCAAUUAGGUGCAUAUCGCAAAUCUCCUAUAUUUAGAAAUUAAAGACAUUUUAACGGAUUUUAAACGCGAUUUAUUCAUUGUAUUAUUAACCCGACGUUUCGUUUGU